CCAAGACCUCCAACGGAUAUAUCAUAGUUGGAAGUUGAAACUGUGCGCCACUCACAGUCAUCCAAUGGAGCUUCAGACCUUUCGCUCUAUAUCCUUUGCAGGGCAUGGACGUUUUUGGAAGCAUUCGAUAUCAGGAAGGAAAUGCUUCUCAAAAAAUAUCAAAACUUUAGUUUCUUGUUCAUAUAGCACAGAGGAGAACGAUACUUUGCCAUCCGUAAAACAGCUGUGUAAUGCGAAAGUGAUUUAUGCUGUGGCUCCAGCCCUGGGUCAUAACAAGGAGUCACAUCCUGAAUCAAAUGCUAGAGUUCCUGCAAUUGUGACUGCUCUUGCAAAGAUGGAGCUUACCUCAAAGUUUCGUGGCUCAGACAUACUUGAACUUCAAAAUUUUAAGCUUGCUUCAGCUGAUGACAUUGCAAGUGUUCAUGCAAAAGCUUAUGUAUCAGGCCUUGAAAAGGCUAUGGAUCGGGCUUCCGAGCAGGGUCUUAUUGUAAUUGAUGGCUCUGGACCAACAUAUGCUACUCCCACGACGUUCUGUGAGUCACUUGUUGCAGCUGGAGCAGGACUCGCCUUAGUUGAUUCAGUGGUUGCAGCAUCAAAAAACCAACUAGAUCCACCAAUGGGUUUUGCUUUGAUAAGACCUCCAGGACAUCAUGCUAUUCCAAAUGGUCCUAUGGGGUUCUGUGUUUUUGGAAAUGUGGCUAUUGCAGCUCGUCAUGCUCAGCGUAUUCAUGGAUUAAAGCGAAUAUUUAUUAUUGAUUUUGAUGUUCACCAUGGGAAUGGAACAAAUGAUGCCUUCUUGGAUGAUCCAGAUAUAUUCUUUCUUUCAACUCAUCAAGAUGGAAGCUACCCUGGCACUGGAAGAAUUGAUGAGAUAGGUCAUGGAGCUGGUGAAGGAGCAACACUUAAUCUACCUCUACCUGGAGGCUCAGGUGACACUGCCAUGAGAACUGUUUUUGAUGAAGUCAUUGUGCCAUGUGCUCAAAGGUUCAAGCCAGAUAUAAUCCUCGUCUCUGCAGGGUAUGAUGGUCACGUAUUGGAUCCACUAGCCAGUCUACAGUUUACAACAGGGACAUACUACAUGCUUGCGUCUAAUAUCAAACAACUUGCCAAAGAACUAUGUGGUGGCCGCUGUGUAUUUUUCCUUGAAGGAGGAUACAACCUGGAUUCACUUUCAUAUUCCGUGGCAGACUCAUUCCGUGCAUUUCUUGGGGAGCCAAGUUUGGCACCUGAGUUUGAUAACCCUGCAAUAUUGUAUGAAGAACCAUCAACCAGGGUGAAGCAAGCGAUUCAGAGAGUAAAGCACAUACAUUCGCUGUGAUUGUGCAGAUAACCGAAAUCUUAAAGUCUAUCUAAGCCGGCACUGUCCUAUAUAUAUUUAUCUGUGAUGAAAAUGAAGUCGUGAUAUGCAAUGGAGAUUCUUCCAUAAUUAGUACCAUAAGUUGAUGUCCAGAUGGUCAACGACCUGAAUCAUAAAUUGAUGUAAAUGAGGUUAAAUUUGUGAAUACCAUUGUACAUAACUAGAUAAUAAAGUUCUUCAUAUAGCUCAAUGAUAAGAAUCUGCCUUACUGUUUAUUGUCCUC
Molecule: messenger RNA, 1580 nt
Organism: Theobroma cacao (cacao)
Lineage: Eukaryota; Viridiplantae; Streptophyta; Magnoliopsida; Malvales; Malvaceae
Gene: HDA14
Product: histone deacetylase 14
Biological process (GO): epigenetic regulation of gene expression
Cellular component (GO): cytoplasm; histone deacetylase complex
Molecular function (GO): histone deacetylase activity
Source: RefSeq, a predicted model, not a curated record